CAAAUGGCUGAAUAUAAGCUGAGUGUGACAACAGGUGGCAUGCGGCAUGCUGGGACUUUGGACAACAUCUUCAUCAUUUUGUUCGGGACUGAAGGGCAGAGUGAACGCACUCGGCUAGACAACUCUGGCAUCGACUUUAAAUCGGGGACGGCAAGUUCAAUUCUGUCUUAUGUAACAAUCAAAAAGACUCAACAGAUCAGUUCCCAUUUGUUUGCGUUUAAUCCAUUGGGGGGUUUACACUUCACUUUUUUUUGUGCUCAGACAAGGACUUACAGUCUGAAAUGCAGCUUUUCUCUGGGGAAGCUCCUGCUGCUGAAGGUGGAGAAAGAUUCUUUCCUUCAUCUUUUAGAUGAUAGGUGGUAUUGCUGCAAAGUAGAGGUGAUGACUCCUGAGGGAGAAGAGAUUGCUUUUCCCUGCUUCAGAUGGAUUUCCAGUGGUGAGGAAGUAGAGCUCAGAGGAGGAAAAGCCUUAAAAGUUUUCGAGGAGGAGCAUCCUCUGCUGAUAGACCACCGCAACAAAGAGCUAAAGCUGAGAAAGAGUUUGUACCAAUGGGCAGUUGGUGAUAAAAAGCUGCCCCGCCACAUUCACUUCACAGAUAUAUCGGAGCUCCCAGCUGAGGUGCAGCUCUCUGAGCUCAGAUCAGAUGAAAUACAUCAUUCAAAAAGAAAAAUGAACACUGAGCUAAUGUUUAAGGGAUUGGCUGGAUCGUGUAAAGAAUGGAAAAGUAUUGAGGAUCUGGAAAAAGUAUUUAAGUCCAGAAAGACUUCUAUGUCGGAGUAUGUGUCCAAACACUGGAAAGAGGAUGAUUUCUUUGGUUAUCAGUUUCUAAAUGGGACAAAUCCCAAUGCGAUCAAACGCUGCUCCAAACUUCCACCCAACUUUCCAGUCACUGAGGAGAUGGUGAAGCCUUGUCUGCCAAAUGGACUCACACUGAAGGACGAAAUGGAGAAAGGCAAUAUUUUCCUGUGUGACCAGAGAAUAAUGGAGGGAAUACCAACAAGAGUGAAGGAUGGGAAUCCUCUACAUAUGACUGCUGGUUUAUGCCUGUUCUACAUGAAUCCUGAGGGAAAACUGAUGCCUCUUGCAAUACAACUGAACCAAAAAGCUUCAGCAGAGAAUCCAAUUUUUCUGCCUACCGACCCAGAGAAGGACUGGCUGUUGGCCAAACUGUUUUUCAAAAGUGCAGAUCUGCUGGAAUGUGAGGUUGUCCAUCACCUCCUGAUCACUCACUUUCUGUCAGAAGUCUUUGCUGUUGCGACUCUGCGCUGCUUCCCAACCAUUCAUCCCCUGCACAAGUUGCUGAUUCCACACUUUCGAUUCACGCUGCACAUAAACAUCAUGGGCCGUGAGGCUCUUUUGGGACCUGAUGGAGCUCUUUGCGCGAGUUCAUUUGGACUGGAGGGACUGAUGGAGCUCAUGGGAAGAGGUCUGUCAGAAACGACCUACAGCGCCCUCUGCCUGCCAGAGAACAUCACUGCAAGAGGGCUGGAUUCCAUCCCAAACUUCUACUACAGAGACGAUGCUUUGAAACUGUGGGACGUCAUCGAAAGCUUUGUGAGUUCGGUGGUGAAGGACCACUACCCUUCAGACGACGACGUUUUUAAAGACACUGAGUUGCAGGAGUGGAUCGAUGAGAUUUUCACACAAGGCUUCCUAGAAAACAAACAGUCAGGAGUUCCAGCAUCUUUCCAUACGGUGGAGGAGGUGGUGAAGUUUGUCACCAUGGUGAUUUUCACCGUGUCUGUUCAGCACGCUGCUGUUAAUAACGGUCAGUUUGAUUUCCACUCCUGGAUCCCUAACGGCUCCCUCCAGCUACAAAAACCUCCCCCAACCUUCAAGGGGCAGUCCAGAAUGAACACGUUUCUUCAGGCCCUUCCAAAUGUUGGAGACAGCGUCAAGUUUGCAGCGAUGUUCUGGAUGCUAUCAGAUAAGUACACGGAUAUGGUUCCCUUGGGAGCAUUCCCCGAAGAAAGAUUCAGCGAGCCUCAUCUGAAGCAGAUGAUUAAAGACUUUCAAGCCGAGCUGUCCUAUCUUAGUGAAGAAAUUUCACUAAGAAACUCUAAGCUUCAAGUUCCCUAUGCAUACCUGAACCCGAAACAAAUAGAAAAUAGUGUGGCUGUUUGAGAAACACUGAAACCAGCAGCAAACACUUAAAUCCACAUAGGUUUAAACCUGUUUUAAUGCUGGGAAACAUUCUGAACAUACAGAAACAUCAUUGCGUAGCAAAACAAGGACUAACUAACUCUCCCCUUUACUGGAAAGUAUUUCUUUAAAGAGUUUGUGUGUCAGUAUAAAAAAACAAUAAAACCGAAUAAUAAAAGUUCAACAUAAUGUUUCUAAAGGGUUUUUUAAGGUUUCCUUCUUCUGUUAAAGUCCCACUGGAAUCAUCUUUUGAACAAAUUUCAAAGUAUGAUUUUGCUAUGUGUGGCCAACUAAAUAAAAAAUAAAAAUUUGUGCCAUUUUCUAGGACAUAGUUUCUGCAGAGAGGCAGACUUUCAUUAAAAACUUGCAGAUGGCAAUGUUGGUAUGAGGCAACCCCGCCCCCCUUCCCCUCUCUGUUGCUUAGAACUUGGAGCAGAGAGCUUGUGGCCCACCCAGCAUAUUUUCUACGUCCCAAAUUUGCUCUUUUUCAAACUGCAUUUUCUCAUCUGCUGAUCCACAACAAUCUGAAUCAUUAAAAUACCCAGAAAUGCCAUUUUCCAUGAGCAAUUUUCAAAAAAUAUAUAUAUGACCUCCGUAAUCAGAAAAAUGUCACAUAAACAAGUUAAAAAGACAAAAAUCAUGAUUUUCAUUGGAAUGGGUUAUAAAUGGCUUCCUUGAAAGCGCUUGUUGGGAUGAAAUGUUAAAUAUGAACAACUUCACUGGCUUUUUAACGGUUUGGUCUUGCAUAAAGACACAUACAUGUGUAGAGUGUCGUUAUGUUAUCAGGACUGAACAAGGAUGCCUAGAUUGUAACAGGAAGAGUAUCUGAAUUUAAGGGCUUGUAGUGCCAGAAGGCAACACUUUGGACUACCACAGCUAAAUGGGAACCAUGAAGAGGCCAAAAGGGAAGCAGCAACUGUCAAACACCUACACAGAAUAAAGCAAGCCUAGGGACGUCUGCAGGAUGGGAAAACAAAGUGCUGGGUGUCAAUAAUUAUGUCCUAUCAAUCAUCAGAUUCCCUGCUGGCAUGAUAAGUUGUGAUGCAUGGAGGGUUUCAUCCCAAAUCCAUAAGACUGUGCUAUACAGAAGUUCCAAGCUCAAGAUGGGAAACAGCUCUAAAGGCAAAGCUGUGAAUGCUCAAGAUAACACCCUGUGGUACUUUCAAAUAAACAAAGAUGAUGGAUGGAUGGAUUGAUGGAUGGAUGCAACCUUCCACAUUUACUCAACUUGUGGUGGCAAAUGUACCUGAUUGUGCC
This is a messenger RNA of Oryzias latipes (Japanese medaka), 3399 nucleotides long. RefSeq names its product hydroperoxide isomerase ALOXE3-like. The record is from RefSeq and is a predicted model, not a curated record. Gene Ontology annotation, biological process: lipid oxidation. NCBI's taxonomy places the organism in Eukaryota, Metazoa, Chordata, Actinopteri, Beloniformes, Adrianichthyidae. Gene Ontology annotation, molecular function: protein binding; oxidoreductase activity, acting on single donors with incorporation of molecular oxygen, incorporation of two atoms of oxygen; metal ion binding.